AUGAAUGGAAUCCAGAUAUCUUCAUGGAAUGGCACAAAUGACUUUUUUAACAAAUCGUGGAGAAUAAAGAAUGAUCAUCAUAUGAUAAAUACAGCGGAAACUGUUAUAAUUCCCUCUUUUAUUGGGAUUAUUUGUUCUACUGGAUUGGCUGGAAAUAUUCUUGUUUUGGUCACAAUAAUAAGAUCUAGAAGAAAAACAAUACCGGACAUCUACAUCUGUAACCUGGCAGUGGCAGAUCUGGUUCACAUCAUUGGAAUGCCAUUUCUUAUCCAUCAGUGGGCUCGUGGAGGAGAAUGGGUAUUUGGAAGUCCUCUCUGUACUAUAAUCACAUCUCUGGACACUUGCAAUCAGUUUGCUUGUACAGCCAUUAUGACAGCAAUGAGCUUGGACAGAUAUAUGGCCCUCGUUCAACCAUUUAGGCUUACAAGUUUGAGAACAAUAUCAAAGACGAUCCGAAUAAAUAUACUUCUAUGGGCAGCUUCUUUUGUGGUAGUUUUUCCUGUCUGGGUGUAUUCUAAGGUUAUCCAGUUCAAAGAUGGAUUAGAAAGCUGUGCUUUUGAUUUAACAACACCUGAUGAUGUUCUCUGGUACACGCUUUAUUUGACAAUCACAACUUUCUUCUUUCCAUUACCGCUUAUAGUUGCUUGUUACAUUUUAAUUCUCUGCUACACCUGGGAGAUGUAUCAUCAAAAUAAAACUGCAGGACGAUACAACAACAGUUUACCAAGACAAAGAGUUUUACGGUUAACGAAGAUGGUUCUCGUGUUGGUGGGCGUUUACAUUGUCAGUUCAGCCCCUUAUCAUGUGAUACAGAUUGUGAACCUUCAGAUUUCUAAGCCCUCACUGACUUUUUAUGUGAGCUAUUAUUGCUCUAUUUGUCUAAGCUACGCUAGCAGUGGUGUAAAUCCAUUCUUAUAUGUGCUUCUUAGUGGAAAUUUCCGCAAAAGACUUACUGAAUGCACCAAAGUCAAAAUCAAAAUGUCUGACCGUGAACUAAACUAUAUUGACAAUACACUAAAAUCUAGCUUUUAG
Messenger RNA from Bombina bombina (fire-bellied toad), 1032 nucleotides. It is a transcript of the gene MCHR2, whose product is annotated as melanin concentrating hormone receptor 2. Bases 1 to 1032 code for a protein of 343 amino acids. Gene Ontology annotation, molecular function: G protein-coupled receptor activity; neuropeptide binding. Gene Ontology annotation, biological process: neuropeptide signaling pathway. NCBI's taxonomy places the organism in Eukaryota, Metazoa, Chordata, Amphibia, Anura, Bombinatoridae. The record is from RefSeq and is a predicted model, not a curated record. The transcript is spliced from 5 exons. Gene Ontology annotation, cellular component: neuron projection; membrane.